Acanthochromis polyacanthus (spiny chromis) is the source of this 8150-nucleotide messenger RNA. Its product is annotated as retinitis pigmentosa 1-like 1 protein. Gene Ontology annotation, cellular component: cytoplasm. The transcript has 11 exons. Lineage: Eukaryota; Metazoa; Chordata; Actinopteri; Pomacentridae. Gene Ontology annotation, biological process: protein linear deubiquitination. Gene Ontology annotation, molecular function: cysteine-type deubiquitinase activity. The record is from RefSeq and is a predicted model, not a curated record. The coding region runs from base 960 to 3113 and encodes 717 amino acids.
CUUUUUACCUUUGUCUUUUUUCUAGCUGCAGGUUUGUCCUCGGGCUGCAUAGUGUGUACUGGUUAGUACUUCCGCCUUGCAACAAGAAGAUCCUCGGUUCAAAUCCCGGCCUGAGCUUGGGAUCUUUCUGCAUGGAGUUUGCAUGUUCUCCCUGUGCAUGCGUGGGUUUUCUCCGGGCACUCCGGCUUCCUCCCACAGUCCAAAAAUAUGCUGAGGUUAAUUGAACACUCUAAAUUGCCCGUAGGUUUGAAUGCGAGUGUGAUUGUUUGUCUGUAUAUGUAGCCCUGCGACAGACUCGCGACCUGUCCUUGGUGUCCCCUGCCUUCGCCCGAGUCAGCUGGGAUAGGCUCCAGCACCCUCCGCGACCCUACUGAGGAUAAAGCGGUGUAUAGAGAAUGGAUGGAUGGAUGGAUGCCACAUCUGGAGUUGUAGGUUUUCCGAGGAGCUCCUGAACGCAGCACCACUCUCGGCGCUCACGAGGAUGACGUCAUGGGCUUCUGCUUGGACCGAGCCAUGACCUGCUGCUCCGGCUAAGCUAAAGGCUCCGCACCGACAGAUGUUCCGCGUCGGGGGACGGCGAACGACGGCUUUCCGUGAAAUGCGCCGCGUCCACCGGCACCAGCUCGGCCUGAGGAGACGCUAAGCACCGCGGCAGCAGCGGUUCCAGCCAACGGCGGUCACUCUUUAGCGGCGCAUGUUUGUGUUUUAAGUUUACCGCAGCUAGCUGGCUAGCUAAGCAGCGCAGCAAAAGUGAAACCAGAACAGGAGCUGCAUGAUCGACACACUGAGGAGUUAGACUUCUGCAAAACUGAAACAAGCAGCAGCUUGACCCGCUCCAUCAUGGCCUCCUGAGGUCUUCAGGCUUCGGCGACUCGUCAGGUCGCUCGCGGCUGUUUUGAACCAGAGGCCAGCGUUCAGCCCACGACCUGUCUGACCUCCCGAGCAGAGGGAGCGAGCAGAUGGGGAACAGUUGCUGUCGCCCUGAAAGUCCCUGUGGCAGUGCCGAGGAAAGAAGUGGUUUGCUGACAGAUGACUCGAAGGGCAGAGCGGGCACGGGCGACACGCUGGUGGUCGGCACCUGCGGUCCUCAAGGCGACGAUGACACGAGAAAAACUCCUGUGGAGGACGUGGUGCAACUGAAGCAGAGUCCUGAGAAUGGAGAGACGGAGCUGAACAACACUCAGGAAAAUGGACCCUUGCCGAAGGAAAGCGUCCAAACAGCGACGCCUUCUCCCCGGAAAGUGUCCGAACUCAAGGAAAACGGCACCAGAGCACAAGACAAAGAGAUGAAGGAGACCGCUGCAGACAGCCACCAGGCUGAACUUCUGCAAUGCACUUUAAACUGUCCGCAGGAAGACCUCGCUGCUGCGGCGAGUUUGGAGGUUCGUGACGCAUCAAAGGCAGAAGAAGAAGAAGAAAAUCCAGCCUCAGAGCAGGACAGAAUCCUGGAUGAUGGCACUGAAAACACAGAGACGAACACAACAGCAACAGAGCACAUUACAGCGAGCGGUACUCAUGAAGAUGAAGAAGCACGCGCCAGAGUUGCUGUUGACACUGAAGUAGCCAAACCUUCAGAGGAGUCAGCUGAAAGUAAUGAAAAUGUGCCAAAGGCUCAGCCGGCUGCAGCAGUAGGUCAGGAAUCCACCGUCUCAAACACAGAGUCUCUGAGCUGCGCUGUGGCGGAGGAUCCAGACAAUAGCAGCUCUUUGGUCUGCAGGGAGGCCGCUGCUGAGGACACAAACAUCCCUGAUGUGUCUUCUUCUGGACCGGAGCCGGCGAGACUCAACCACAGCGGAGGAGAACGAGACUCUGCCAGCUCAGAAAAAGAGCCAGAGACCACAGCUCCAGCAGACGCCAGCGAGAGCUUAAAGUCUGAUCAGGACCCAGAGCCAGAUCCUGAGUGUGCAACUACGAGCUCAAAGGAGGUCACUUCCUCAGAGAAACUCAAACAGGAUGCCGGGAAGGAAGUAAUGCUGAAAGUGCAGGAAGGACAUGUUCCCAAAGUGAAGGAGGAUGAGGGGAUAGAGGAGGAGGAGGAGGAGGAGGAGAGUGCUCCAAGCGAGGCUGGAAAAGAUGCUGAGAUUCAGGAGGAGAUUGGAAAAGAAGAAGAGCAGCAGGCAGAGAAUGAAGCGACAGAAAUAAAGGUUUUACCUGCUACAGAGAAGGAAGAAAGCCUCGGAAACAGCGAAGAAGACCUUUACAGAGGGGCUGAGGAGCUGUCGGCAUCUCAGAGUAACAAAACAGAAGCUAAAUUUUUGAAGGUGGAGGACAGAUGCAGUUUGGCCGCGGCGGUGGACAUUCUGUCGUACAGCGAGAGAGAGUGGAAAGGAAACACUGCCAAAAGUGCUCUCAUUAAAAAGGGUUAUAAAGAGAUGUCCCAGAGGUUCCGCAGCUUGAGGAGAGUGAGGGGCGACAACUACUGUGCCCUCAGAGCCACGCUGUUCCAGGUGUUGUCCCACAGCACCCAGCUGCCUGCCUGGCUGCAGGACGACGACAUCACUCAGCUGCCGGAGCAGCUGGAGGCCCAGGAAGGCCUGAUAAGUCAGUGGACAUUUCCUGGAGAGUGCCUGCAGGGAGACGGGACGGCAGCCGCCCAGCAGCUAACCGGCUACAUGGAGCUUCUCCAGAACAAGUGGCAGGCAGCGGUGGACUGUUCCUCGGCUGCAGAGCGGCAGCAGCUUUGUGAGCGAGUGUUUCAGGGCGGAGAAGAGGAGCUGGGGCUGCUGGAGGCGCUGAAGCUGCUGAUGCUGGGCCGAGCGGUGGAGCUGCACGGCUGCAUGCAGGCCGGCGGAGACGUGCCUCUGUUCUGCUGGCUGCUGUUCGCCCGGGACUCGUCCGACUGUCCACGCUCCUUCCUCUCCAACCACCUCAGCCACGUGGGGCUCAGCGCCGGGCUGGAGCAGGUGGAGAUGUUCCUGCUGGGCUACGCCUUGCAGUGCACCAUUCAAGUUUACAGACUGUAUAAGGCCGACACAGAGGAGUUUGUCACCUACUACCCAGACGACCAUAAGGACGACUGGCCGUUCGUGUGCCUCGUCACAGAGGAUGAUCGCCACUACAACGUGCCGGUUGUAGAAGCUGCAGAACUACACAAGGAGCUCACCUCCAGCUGAUCGCAGCUGCAGAGAAACCUCCUGCCAUACAAACACCCCUCAGGUCCAUCAAGAUGAAAAGAUUUACGCCAGUUUUGGGAAAAGUACACUACCAGCCAAAAGUUUGGACACAACUUCUCAUGUAGUGGUUUUUCUUUACAUUGCAGAUUCUCUAUGAAGGCGUCAAAACUAUGAAUGAACACAUAUGGAAUUAUGUAGUGAGCAAAAAACAGUGUGAAAUAAAUCAGAACGUGUUUUAUAUUUUAGAUUCUUCAAAGUAGCCACCCUUUGCUUUGAUCACUGCUUUGCAAACUCUUGGCUUUCUCUCAGCGUUCUUCAUGAGGUAGUCACCUAGAAUGGUUUUCACUUCACAGGUGUGCCUUGUCGAGGUUCAUUUGUGGAAUUUCUUGCCUUCUCAACCCUUAGAUGCACAACAUGGGUCAAGGUUUCUCAUUUUCCAUUGAACAUGGCUCACUUUUGACCCAUGUUCUGCAUCAAAGGGUUAUUGAGGUUGGGACUAUCACUUGUGUUGUGCAGAAGUCAGGUUGGUUCAGAGUUGACAGUCUUAUUUGACAACUGUUGAAGUCUAUAUUUUUGCAAAAAACAUUCAGCUACGUAAAGAGAAAUGACAGUCCAUCAUUACUUUAAGAACUGAAGGUCAGUCGGUCUGGACAAUUGCAAAAACUUUCAGUGUAUCUCCAAGUACAGUCGCAAAAACCAGCAAUCAUUACGACUAAACUGGCUCACAUGAGGACCACCUCAGGAAGAAAAAGACCUCUUCAUUCACCCACGGAACAGGUCUGGUUGCCACAUUCACAUUGUGGCAAGUUCUGUGAAGAGCAAUGCACACCGUCGCCGUUGCAGUUUUGUUUUUCUUAAACGCCAGGUUUGGUUUUCUUGACAGUCGCUCUCGUGUGUCGUCACUCCUUGUCCAGUCAGUGGCCUGCACUCUGUAGACGUCACAUUAUCGCCUCGACUCGGCUCACCUGGAACCCCGGCUGAGUAGGUACUAAAAUAAGUAUCAGGUACUACAACCUAAUGGAAAACCUGACAAACCGAAUAGACCCUUUAAUGACGGGCCGAGUAGGUGCUAGUGGAAAAGUACCACGAGAGUCACCUCUGCUGCUGAGGAUAAGUUCACCAGCCUCAGAAAUCACAAGCUAACAGCCCGUCACAUAAAUGCCACACAGAGUUCUAGCAGCAGACACGUCUCUACAUCAACUGUUCAGAGGAGACUGAACCGAUCAGGCCUUCAUGGUCAAACAGCUGCUAAGGAAAAGCAACAAGCAGAAGAGAUUAGUUUGGGCCAAGAAACACAAGGAGUGGAGAUUAGACCAGUGGAAAUCUGUGCUUUGGUCUGAUGAGUCCAAACUUGAGCUGUUUGGUUCCACCCACCGUGUUUUUGUGCGACACAGAAAAGGCAAUGACACCAAGCACACCUCCAGGCUGUCUAAGGACUGUUUGACCAGGAAGGAGAGUGAUGGAGAUGACCUGGCCUCCACAGUCACCUGACUUAGACCCAAUCCAGACGGUUUGGGAUGAGACUGACCACAGAGUGAAGGCAAAAGGGCCCACAAGUGCUCAGCAUCUCUGGGAACUCCUUCAAGACUGUUGGAAAACCACUUCAGGUGACGACCUCAUGAAGCUCAUGGAGAGAAGCCAAGAGUGUGAAAAGCAGUAAUCCAAGCAAAAAGUGGCUAUUUGGAAGAAACUAAUUAUUCCAUGUGUUCAUUCAUAGUUUUGAUGCUUCAGUGAGAAUCUACAGUCAUGAAAAUUAAAAAAAAAAAAAAAAAGAACAUUACAUGAGAAGUUAUGUCCAAACUUCUGGCUGCUGGUGUACUUGUUGGCUUGUUUGUGGAAGUUGGUGUCUUUACAUUUACAGUUUAGUUACAGUCUGCAGCGUGGCUUAGCACAGAGACUGGAAGUUAAGGGGAACGACGAGUCUGUUUUUGUCCUGAAGUAGAAAAAUACAAACUGCAGCACCUCUGCAUCGCUAACACGUUGCAUCAUGUUCUUUAAAAAAAAAACAAAAUAUAAAAUGACACAUUGUGGUUUUAAGCAGGGCGUAGUCGUGGAAAAACAGAGUCUGACAGAGAUAUCUCUAACGUCUACUAACUUCCCUCAUGUUUAAUUUCACCAAAGUUGUUUAUCCAUUAACCUGGACUUUAGUCAAGAAGCAAAAAAUCUCUCGUUGGUAACAAACACUGUUUAGUUUUGUUGUGUUGGUGUUAAGACAUAUCAGUAACAAAUGAAAUGCAUCAUAUUUAAAGUAAAUCCAGGCAUUUUUACAAAACCUUUACAAGUGAAUGUUGUGUUGCAGAAACAUGAGCUAGUUUACUAAAAGUGGACUUGACCUGGUGGAGAAACACUCAUGUUGGCCAGAAUGACGGUCAGAUGUGAGAUCGUACAGAUCAUUUGUCAGGACCGCCAGAUGGAAAACGGGUCUGUAGACGGGGUUGUUUUGAAGGUAGAGUCAGUGAUUGCAAUAGAAAACAUUUAUUCAGAUUCCCUUUAUGGUCUGACAGUUGUCUAUUGUGUGUUCUAAAAAAAAAUCAGGUGGUGUUGUACAUCUCUGGCUCUGUAAAUGAUAAAGUGGCUCCAGACAGCGCUAUUCCUACACUGGGGGCUUGUGCUGUUGCUUUUGCAUUUGACAGGGAGAAAGGAGGUAGUGGUGGCGAGAGUGAUGGUGAAUCUGGCACAUAUUUUUAAGUUAGCAGACGGUCACUUGUGUCUAAAUGUCAACCUCCUGCAGUUCCUCGAAUGGCCACUUGAGGCCGAACCCAACAGCGAGUCGAUCCUCUUAGACCUGGAUGUUAAAAUGCCUGACUUUACAGCAGAAACAAACAUGUCUACAGCCUGGUAGUAAACAGGGCUUUGGACUCAAAGCUAAUUUUCCCAUUCAUGACAGUGGUACAUGCAGUAUUUGCUUUAUAUAACACGCUAGUUUACAUUGUAUUAAGGCUGAAAGGUUGUGGAUAGUUAAGGGUGUGGUGGCUGUGAGUGACCAGGCUGUCCUUGGAUUGCGUCAACUCAACUCAUUGUUAGUUUAGCUGGGAGCUGGGUUCAUAUUUACUUAGUUUCCACGAGUACAGAAGUGACCGCAGUGACCGUAUUACAAGGGCAGUAAAGGCCAUGUUGUGGUAUCUGUAGAUACAGCCAUGUAAAAAAAACAAAAAAAAAAACAGAGCUAUCCAACUGUUCUUCAGGGGAUUACAGAAAUAGUAGAAUAGUUUUUGUUUGUAAGCCAGCAUCAUUAACCCUCGUGUUGUCCUGCGGCUCAAAAUUGACCCGUUUCAAAGUUUGAAAAUGUGGAAAAAAAAUAUAUAUUUUCACAGUGAAAUUUCUGAUGUCCACAUUUCAACAUUUUUUGGAAAUCUUUGAACAUUUUUUUGGUGGAAAAAAAGAAAUAGUACAAAAAAUGUUUCUUUAAGAACAUUCACAGAAAAAUCAACCAAAAUCCAGCGAAAUUCGCUGGAUUUUGGUUGAUUUUUUUUUGUGAUUUUUUUUGGUGCCUGUUUGACUGACAUAUAUGGAAUCACUUUAGAUAUUUUUAGGAUUUUUUUGGAAGAUUUUUACUCAUUUUUAAAAAAUAUUUACCAGAAUUUUCUUGCCAAAAUUGUGGAUUUUUUAAAGAAAACUUUUAAGUUUUAAGUUUAAGUUUUAUUGGAAUUUCCUUCCUGAAGGUUUUUCAAAGUUUCCGAAAUUUGGGGAUUUUUCUUUUCUUUUCUUUUUUUGCUAAAUUUUUGGAUUUUUUUUCAGACAAGGAAACAAUAUUUUUUGGUGCCUGUAAAUGAGGACAGCAGGAGGGUUAAGGCACAACCAAGAUGAAAAUGGCCGGAGCCUAAGCUUCGAAACCAAAGUUAAGGAAACAAAACGUGUGUUGUCAUCUUUAUGUCAAGUCAGAAACACCUAAUGUGUACAAUAAGGAGCAAAAUUUAGUUUUCAACUUCUAUAAUAUAUCACUUCCGUAAUAUCAGCAGUUAGAAUAAACAAUCGGCGGCUAAUUAAAGUCACUUCUGGAGUAAAUAAAUUAGAUAUAUCAAGUUUAAGGGUGAGUUUUAAAGGGCCUGCUAGAUGGAUUUUGUUUUUGUUUCCCCCUGUUUCCAGUCUUUAUGCUAAGCUAAGCUAACAACCUCCUGACUGCAGCUUCAGACGUCUAACUCUCAGCAAACGAGCGCGUCCCAAAAUGUUGGCCUGUUCCUUUAUAACAUAUGCUGAUUUGAGACCCCGUACAAGAUGUGGUUGACACGUCCUCGUACACACUGUACUGUACAGUUUUCUAUGUGGGUAUGUGUACAUAUCUGUUAUUCUGGGAUCAUCUCGGAUCCACAUUAGCUUGCAGGGUGUCAUUUUGAGUUACAGAUGGUUAAAAAAAAAAUAGCCCAAAUUUUCUUUUACAUUUUUCUUGUAAAAUUUUUCUCAGUAUGAAGUGGAGCUGCCAACAGCACCAAAAAAAGAUUAGAUGGUGUUUACACUGGAGUUUGGGCACUUUGUGUAUUAAUUUAUUGUUUUUGAUGACGUCAGAAAUGCAUUUAAAACGAAUAAGUGUGACAGUCAUAAGCGACGCGGCUGAAUUAGUCAAUGAAGGGUUCGAUGAUUUAUCAGGUUACACCGGAUGACGAUCGGAAGACUUGGAAGAUUAAUCGCAGCCUCUGUGUCAGAGGCGUGAUUUGUGCUGGUCCGUGUGUGUGUUUGCAACUCUGUGUGUGUGUUUGUGUGUGUGUUAAACUCAAUGUGUAACAUGUUGCCUUUAACCAAGCUGUACUGAAAGGAAGAAACGUGCCAAUGUUGCUGCAGAUAACUGGCAACAGUCCAAACUACCAGCUGCUGGAUUCAGAAGAAAAGGCUCGCUUGGUCCUCCAUGUUGCCUUAGAAAAAAAAAUGCACAAUAAGAAUGAAUGUUGGUGAUUCGUGAUCAGAGGCCGUUUCCUCACCCUAAUUCCAGAGCAGGUGGCGGUGAAGCUAACAGUAAAACAUUGAUUAUGCCAUUUUGCAGGAAAUGUUCCUGAACUGUCAAAGUUUUGGACAGCAUUUAAAUAAAAUGACAUUUUUGGGAAA